This is a messenger RNA of Lottia gigantea (owl limpet), 3474 nucleotides long. RefSeq lists its product as hypothetical. The record is from RefSeq and is a predicted model, not a curated record. Bases 1 to 3474 code for a protein of 1157 amino acids. NCBI's taxonomy places the organism in Eukaryota, Metazoa, Mollusca, Gastropoda, Lottiidae. The transcript is spliced from 26 exons.
AUGAAGGUAGUCCUGUUAUUGUGUCUGAUUCUCGGAAUUAUUUACCAGGCGGCAGGGGACACAGGUGGACACCAAGUUAAAGAUUUACCUCUCCCUUCAGAAUACAGCGUGAGAUCUGAAGUAAACUACAUCAACCAUUCCUAUUCUAUAAGCUUAGAGGAACGUGUCAAUACAUUUACCGGCCAAUAUGAACUCAUAUCUACCAGAGCCGGUAAAGUAACACAUACUAUAUUUGAUAAUGCUACAUCACAACUGUUCACUAUAUCAGGGACAUUUCCAGAUAAAAAAUGUACAGUGGAAACAACUGAUGGUAGUUUAGAUAAAUCGGUGGGCACCAAGAUUUUUUUUUAUCAAAUCUUCAACACGGCCAAACAACUGAACUUGGUAUACAAGGGAGAUAAAUCUAUACGAGGUAUACAUUGUGAUUAUUGGCUGGCGAUAGAUUCAGCGGAUUCCGAUUUUAGUAUCCAGAUUUAUUUUACAAAUGUAAACUGGUCAACAGUUACUCAAUUCCCAGCGAUACCAGUACGAGCUGUUCUCUUCCAGAAAGGAGUAGAUAUCAUUGAGAUUGAUUAUUUCGAUUAUAAUCCACAAAUACCAGAGAAUCAGGAUUACUUUCAGACUCCAGUAGAUGUGUUUUGUCCUGGUAGAAAGAUAUCUAAAGCCCUGCCCCCAUUACCACCGACCUAUCAUUUCACGUCCAAGUUUGUCGUACCAUCUGAUGAUGUUGUAGACACUACUGAGGUAUGGUAUGAUAAAGACGAAUAUAUGAUACGAGUUGACAGGUUUGGUGAUUUCAGUGAGGCCCCCUACUGGGUAACUGAUCCUAUAGCUGAAAUACAGGAUUACGCUUCUGGUGUAGUAUAUGCUGUAAACCAGGCUAGAGGAAACUGUACCGUCAUGCCAAUGGGAGAUUAUAUGGCCAUGACUAAAGGACCGGAUAAAAACGGCAGUUACCCAUUCCCGAACCCUGAACAACUUCUACAUCUUGAUGCAGAUUAUGUAUAUAUCGGACAGAGGUACAUGGAUGACAUCCAGAUGGAGGUAUAUCAAACUAACAGUGCUGUUAUUUAUCCUGGUUCUACAUCUUUAUUGACCAUGUUUUAUACUCCCAAAUUGUAUGAAAACCUUGAUGGAGAAUAUCAGUAUAUACCUUACUUAUUGUUGAUCAAUACUAAAUAUGUGGGUACGAGGCAGUUAUACAUUACUGGUUUCUCUACAGACGAUCUCAAAUCAUCAGAACUGGAUUUAUCUUCCUGUUGGACAGACGACGAUACUCUGAGAGUCAGAAUUCUUUUUCCAGACAAAUUUAUUGAAAUAAAAAAUGCAUCGGUUACAAUGAGACAGAGAAGUGUGUUGGAGAACGUGGACGUGAACGCAUGUGCUGAUGCAUGUGAGAACUCGCAGGUGGACGACAGUGGAAUGUAUAAAGAUGAACGAGGGUUCUACUGUUCUAGUCUGACGUACUGUGACUCGACUAGACAGUGUACAUUAUUUGAGAAAGAUUCGAACUCACCACCAUCGAAUCCCGCCAGUAGGUCGUGUGUAUAUAAACAAAGAAGCAGUGUAAUAAAAGGAAUCACAGAACCUAUACUGUCUGUCACCUACUCGCGGUUAAAAUCUAUGAUUAAUUCUAAAUCACUACAAGUUUCACUGGAAAUAGACGGCAAGCCAACAAACCAAUAUACAGCUACAGUUGUUGAAGAAGAUGACACAAGAUCAAUCAAUGGAACAGAAGAUUAUGAUCUUCAAGAGUUUACAGUGUACCAACCAAACACCAAACUAGUAGGUACCAGCUCCCCCGGACUGUAUUCUCUACAGGAUUGUGCUACUCGGUGUGUCAACCAUCCGACUACCCUCUGUCCAGUCUUUUCUCUCUGUUAUACCACUGGCCUGGUGGGACACUGUACUGUAGGCUCGGUGUAUCCAGACGCCAAUGUUACCUCAUACACAACCGACGGAAAAUGUACCCUUUAUACCAGGAAAUAUUUGAGCUGGUUCAAUGAACUACCGGGAUACUUUCCACCUCCUUCCAGCGGUAGCAAGAUAGACGGGGUUCCAACGGCUGAACAGUGUGCCAAACAGUGUUACAAGAUGGAAGAACACUCCUGUGACAUUUUCUAUUUUGAUGUCCACGACCAUGAAUGUUGGAUUUCCCAAGCUUUGAGCCUGGAUUUAGUUGGUUUCAAUGGAUCUAAUACUAAGCAUUAUCAAUUUAAAGCUUUUGUUACUAAACAUAAAUUGUACUACUUCGAGCAGACGACUAGAACCCAGCUCACUGAUAAAACAGGCGCCAUGAUGUCUGACGUCACAGCAGAAGAUUGUGCUGAAACAUAUCGAAUCGGCAGUUCAGUGAAACCAAACACCAAUGGUGGAAAGACAACAUCAUCUGGUGUUCGACCACAGCCUAUGAUUCCCCCUACACUAACUACUGGAGUAGAUAUUAUAGUAGUCAGUGCUCAGCCAGUAGAUUGUGCCCGGAUUACACCACAAACACCAGAUUUAACUCAAUCUAAGUUUAAGUUGUAUAAAGAAGAUCGUUUGGUGAUGGGAGAGGAUACGACUAGUGGUAACACGGCCAGUGACUGUAUGUAUUUUUGUCUGACAGAGAAUAGGUUCCAGUGUGAGAGUCUAGGGUACUGUCCUGACACUGGGGAGUGCCGACUCAAUAGAUACCACCCUGAUAUAAACCCUGGGGUCAUCGUCAACCAACCCGAGUGCCAAGUUUAUACUAGAAAUUAUGGCAGUGAAUAUGAUCAAUUACCUGGUACCUUCGUUCCUGGAGUUCCAGACAAAGAGGUGCCCAACUCGCCGUCUGCUGAAAUAUGUGCCAAGUUUUGUACUGAACUAACAGACUUCACCUGUCGGUCAUUCGACUACUGUCCGGAUACUUCUCAGUGUCUGAUCUGGAAGACCCACGAUCAGGAACAUUCCAGUAGCGACAGAGAGAUGGAUACUUCUUGCAGUCAUUAUUGUAGAAAUUAUCUACCAGAUUUUCAGUUAAAUUCUAACAAAUCCUUCGCCUCUAAUAUCAAAUAUGAACUACAUAUCGGUGUGACGCCCUCACAGUGUGCUCAAUUAUGUGUUGAAGAAGAGGAAGUGACGUGUAAAAGUUUUGUCGUCUGUCCGAACUCGAACCAAUGUCGUCUGCUAACAGUUCAUCCAAAAAACGAUUCAAAUGCUAAAGUUGUUACGUCAACUGAGUGUAAUUUGUACACAAGGGAACACUAUAGAGAUGUUAUCAACCCAGCGACUUCAACUACACCAACUCCAGGAAUAUCCGGACAGACGAACAAGUAUAGUGGAGGUGAUAAUAAUAAACCGGGCUAUUCUACAGAAACUGUAACUGGUAUUGGAAUAGGUGUAUUUCUAGGAGGAGUUGUGAUUGGUCUAAUAUCAUACCAUCUCAUUAAAGUCGUCAAGAACAAACGAACCAAUGAUCUCGAAAUGAAUCUGCUCAAAAAUCGAGGCUGA